AUGCGAUUACGCUCUUUCGCGUAUUUAGUAGAGGCCGCUGGUCUUUCUUCAGUUAGAGCUCCACUUGCCCGCACUCUAGCGAGAAGAGCUGGCCGAACACGCCCGGUUGAACAAGAUCUACCCCUCCGAAACUACGCUGUAUCUGCACGCCUUUCCAUGCGCAACCCCGAAUCGGACCCCGAGUUCUCAGAUCGAGUCAGCAAGAGGCGACGCAUCUCCUCCCCGGUACGGGAAGGCUUACACGCAAAUAUGAGCACCGCCGCCCCUACCAUUGAGCUCACUCCACUUGAAAGCACUCUACGAACCCUAUUGCUCGAUGUCGCAAAAUAUAUUAGUGAGCAGAAAGCUGCCGAGGGAGGCAUCUAUGCGAGAGAUCACUCAGAGACCGUCCUGCGCUUCACAGGCGGAUGGGUCAGGGAUAAGCUGCUCGGAGUCGAGAGCCAUGACAUCGACGUGGGCAUCAGCAACAUGACUGGAUAUCAAUUCGGCAUGGCCCUCAAAGACUAUCUGGAUGUUCCAGAACGCCUGGAGAAAUACAAACAAAGCCUUCCAGCCGGGAAAAUGCACGAUGCCAUCGUGAGCCUUCACAAAAUCGAGGCCAACCCAGAGAAAUCAAAACACCUCGAAACCGUCACAACCAAGAUCUUCGGCCUAGAUAUUGAUUUGGUCAAUCUACGGAAGGAAACAUACACAGAUGACAGUCGAAACCCUCAGAUGGAGUUUGGUACUGCGGUCGAAGACGCCUUGAGGCGCGACGCAACCAUCAAUGCGCUUUUCUACAAUCUUAAUGAGUCAAAACUGGAGGAUCUCACCGAACGGGGACUGGAUGACAUGAAAAAGAAGAUCAUCCGAUGCCCAAUGGAACCAUACCAAACUUUCAAAGAUGAUCCACUGCGUGUGCUUCGACUGAUUCGGUUUGCGAGCCGGCUCGGAUAUCAAAUAGACCACGAUACAGAGUCAGCUAUGCAAAUUGAAGAUAUCGGCGAGGCACUGAAGCUUAAAAUCAGCAAAGAGCGCGUGGGAACCGAGCUUGAAAAAAUGCUGCGUGGCCCGGACCCCCGUGGUGCAUUGGAGUUUAUUGAUCGACUCAAAUUAUAUCCCACGAUCUUCGCUAAUCAUCAAGAUGAUGUCAAGGCUGAUACUUCGACAUGGCCUCUUGCCUACAAUACGCUGGCACGUUUGUUGCGUCCGGAAUCUGGUGAGAGCGAGGAGAUUCAGUCGGUCACGAGGCGCCUUCGUGAGAUCCUUUUCCGUGACGAAACUAGCAUAUACUACGCCUGGAUGGUAGCGACUUUUGCUCCUUGGACCUCCAUCCCCGCCCGUCCCAAACCAGCGAAAAUGAAACCCUUGCCCCCACGAGCGGUUGAGGUUGGAAAAGACAGUCUUCGUGCCGAUAACAAGACCCUUAAUGCCAUCCGAGCCGCUGCUCUGAAUUACCAGGAAACCAUUGCGACCAAAACUGCGCUUCUCGCCAACCAGAUAAAUGGAACACCGGCAGAAAUUCGACAGCAAAUGGGGUUACGUAUUCGAUCAUGGAAUAAGGACUGGAAACUAUGCGUUCUCCUGGCCAUCAUGCAAGAGGCCAUGGCUCUCCGCGACUUCGCAGAAGUGGCCCGUGAAUACGACCAGUUCCUUGCGUAUAUUGUAGAAAAUGACCUGGAGGAUGUUUGUGACCUCCGACCCAUUGUAAAUGGCGAUGAAAUUAUCAAAAGCCUGGGUGCUAAAAAGGGACCCUGGAUGGCCAAGGCAGUUAACAUGGCUCUGGAAUGGCAGCUCCUCCAUCCUGAAAUCACCGACAAGGAAAAGGUGCUGGAGGAGAUCGCGGGUCGACAAGGAGAAUUAAAGUGA
Penicillium paradoxum is the source of this 1848-nucleotide messenger RNA. Its product is annotated as tRNA adenylyltransferase. The record is from RefSeq and is a predicted model, not a curated record. Gene Ontology annotation, biological process: tRNA 3'-terminal CCA addition. Gene Ontology annotation, molecular function: ATP:3'-cytidine-cytidine-tRNA adenylyltransferase activity; RNA binding. Lineage: Eukaryota; Fungi; Ascomycota; Eurotiomycetes; Eurotiales; Aspergillaceae. The transcript has 3 exons. Bases 1 to 1848 code for a protein of 615 amino acids.